AUGGCAAGGAAAUGCUCAGCUCAAGGGCUGAAGAAAGGCAAGCAAACACAAUUCCUCCUUGUGAAUCAAGCAGAUCUAAAGGGAGUAGAACAAGCAAAGGAGAAAGAAAAUCUCCAAUCAAAGAAUCAGGACCAAGUCAAGGGAAUCCGUCCGGAGGUCUAUCCUGAAGAAGGAUGGAAGCCCGAGGAGGACGUUGAGCUAGUACCCCUUGAUCCUGACAAGCCAGAGAGAACAGCGCAGAUCGGCUCGGGCCUAAGCCAGGAGGAAAAGGCAGAGCUUGUAGCCUUCCUCCAGAACAACAAAGACGUAUUUGCAUGGUCACCAUCUGACAUGCCUGGCAUCGAUCCCCAGAUAAUAUGCCAUCGCCUACACGUCAACCCAGCCAUCAAGCCUGUAGCACAGAAGAGACGCAACUUCGCCCCCAAGCGGGUCGCCAUCAUUGAAGCCGAGAUAGACAAGCUUCUAGCUGCCGGUUUCAUUGAAGAAGUCUCAUACGCAGAAUGGCUGGCGAACGUUGUUCUAGUAGCAAGGAAAGAUAAAGGCCUGCGGAGAGUGUGCGUCGACUUUACUGACCUCAACAAGGCAUCUCCUAAAGAUAACUUUUCACUGCCGAGAAUUGAUCAGCUCGUUGAUUCAACUUCCGGCAAUCAACUGCUAAGCUUCAUGGACGCCUACUCCGGCUACAACCAAACCAUGAUGCAUAAAGACAACAAGGCAAAGACCUCUUUCAUCAUCGAAAGAGGUACCUACUGCUACAAGGUCAUGCCCUUUGGGCUGAAGAAUGUCGGGGCAACCUACCAAAUGCUGGUGAACAAAAUUUUCAAGGAGCAAAUCGGCAAGACUAUGGAGGUCUACGUAGACGACAUACUAGUUAAAGCUCCCGAAUGA
This is a messenger RNA of Prunus armeniaca (apricot), 888 nucleotides long. The record is from the annotation of a GenBank genome assembly. Lineage: Eukaryota; Viridiplantae; Streptophyta; Magnoliopsida; Rosales; Rosaceae.